UGAGGAGCCCAAACAUGGAGACGUUCAAGCAGCAGAAGGUGGAGGAUUUUUAUGACAUCGGAGAGGAGCUGGGGAGUGGCCAGUUUGCCAUUGUAAAGAAGUGCCAGGAGAAGAGCACAGGGCUCGAGUACGCAGCCAAGUUCAUCAAGAAACGGCAGAGCCGGGCCAGCCGGCGGGGCGUGUGCCGGGAGGAGAUCGAGCGGGAGGUGAGCAUCCUGCGGCAGGUGCUGCACCCCAACAUCAUCACGCUGCACGACGUCUACGAGAACCGCACUGACGUGGUGCUCAUCCUCGAGCUGUGA
Molecule: messenger RNA, 302 nt
Organism: Galeopterus variegatus (Sunda flying lemur)
Lineage: Eukaryota; Metazoa; Chordata; Mammalia; Dermoptera; Cynocephalidae
Product: death-associated protein kinase 2
Exons: 2
Coding region: 15-302 (95 amino acids)
Biological process (GO): protein phosphorylation; positive regulation of apoptotic process; intracellular signal transduction
Cellular component (GO): nucleus; cytoplasm
Molecular function (GO): ATP binding; protein serine/threonine kinase activity
Source: RefSeq, a predicted model, not a curated record